AUGGCGCACGUCGAGGCUACCACGCGUGGCUGGCGCAUGCGCUGUCGCGCACGAGGCGCAAGAUUAUUCUUCGAAAGGUUUUUCGAGGUGAUUAAGGGUCUUGGGGAGCGGGAGCUUGUGUUGUUGCGUCGGGCCAAGGGUCGUCAGGAGGGUUGCUCGAGGUGGGGGGACGGUGUGAGAGACAGUUCGGAUCUCGGGUGUCCGCCUGAGUGGUCUUGGUAUGCAGGUCUCCAGAAGUUAGAUAGGUUGGGCAUGCGUGUAUUGGCAGCAAGUGAGGUUCUGCGUAAACCUGCUGGUGGUCAAUGGCGGGACAGCAUGGGUGUGCGUGCCGGUGCGAGAAUUACGGGCGAGGUUGGAGGCGCGAAUCGUAAUUACGACAUAAUAUGUGGAAUGAAUGGUAUUGGUGGUAGAUCUAUCACCUGUCGAAGUUUUGCUCUAUCAAGGAAUAAUUCACUUGAAGAAGGGAAAAAAGAAGAAAAAAUAAACAAAAAAUGA
Molecule: messenger RNA, 495 nt
Organism: Pyricularia grisea
Lineage: Eukaryota; Fungi; Ascomycota; Sordariomycetes; Magnaporthales; Pyriculariaceae
Exons: 3
Coding region: 1-495 (164 amino acids)
Source: RefSeq, a predicted model, not a curated record